Messenger RNA from Tetrahymena thermophila SB210, 1941 nucleotides. RefSeq names its product MFS transporter. Gene Ontology annotation, biological process: transmembrane transport. The transcript is spliced from 6 exons. Gene Ontology annotation, molecular function: transmembrane transporter activity. The record is from RefSeq and is a predicted model, not a curated record. NCBI's taxonomy places the organism in Eukaryota, Ciliophora, Oligohymenophorea, Hymenostomatida, Tetrahymenidae.
AUGAAGGCAGAGUUAGUAAUUCAAAAGAUUACACUCAUUAAAUUUAAUUUCUUUUGUUGGCUUAUCAGUAAAAGUAUUAAAAUAACAUCACUAAUAGUCUCUGAUUGCAUAUUAAGGAUUCAUAAAAGUGAGGUUCUAGAUUUUUAACAAAAUCUUAAUCCUUUGCCAAUAUUAUUAUUAAAAGUGUACUUUUAAAACAAAUAUACUUUUAAAUCACUAAAAGAAUUUAAUAAAAGUGAAAAGAAAAGUAAACAAUAUAUGAAUUCUUCAAAUAAAGAUUAAGUAAGCAAAAUAAAUCACUCUGAUAUAAGCGGAGUUGAUGAUUUAAACACACCUUUGAAAUAGUCUCUCAAUUAACCAUAAAAUCCUCGUAGAUCAUAAGUAGUGUCUUAAAAAAUUACAUUUGAAGAAGCUCUUGAUUUAGUUGGAAGCGCUAAUUGGUAUUAGUUAAGAGCCUUUAUAUGGUUUGGCCUCUAAUGGUUCUGGUGUGCUUGGAUUCUACUUUAAAGCAACUUUAUUUUUAUGGAUCCAGAAUAUGAUUGCCCAAGCAAUAUAUCUGCUUCAGAUUGUAAUGCUAGUUGGGUUUGUGAUUAAAAAAAUUACAUGGAUUACAUUGUUAGAAAUGAUGAUUCUUUAAUAUUUUACUAUGACCCUCCUCUCGUAUGUGAUAGAGGAUUUAUUUAUAGUAUUAUGUCUGCUCUUACUUAUUUAGGUAGUCUUAUUGGAUUCUUCUUUUUUUCAUGGUACGCCGAUAAUAAAGGAAGAAAGUCUGCUCUCUUCUGGAGUUGGCUUAUUGCUACUAUUGGUACUUUCAUGGUAGGCUUUUCUCAAAAAGAUAUUGUUACUUGCAGUAUUGGACUGUUUUUAUAGGGAUUAGGAGCAAACCCUGCUAUCACUAUUCACUUUUCCUUUUUAAAUGAGCACUCAUAAGGACCAUUCAGAGAGUAUACAUCAAUUGGAGUCCAAAUAUUCUUUGCUGCAGGUGAAUGCUUUUUAAUUUUAGCUGCUUACUUAAUCCCUUAUUGGAGAUGGUUGGUUUUAUUUGCUUUUGGUAUUCCAGUUACUAUCCUUAACUUUGGUAUUUUCCUCAUAUAAGAAUCCCCCAAAUUUCUACAUGAAUAGAGCACAGAAAAAGCUAUAAUAGUUUUAAAUGAAAUAGCUAAAGUUAAUAAAAAAGAGCCACUUAAAUUGGAUGUACUAAAAUCAGUUUUGAAAACAAGUGACAAAGAUAAUUCAUAUUCAAUAGUCGAUUUAUUCAAGUUUAAAUCUUUGAGAGUAAAAAAUAUAUGUUGUGCAGUUGUUUUCUUAGCAAUCUAAAUGGUUUAUUACGGAAUCACUUUUGCAAUCAGUUAAGUCGGAUUUAAUAUUUAUAUUAAUUCCCUUGUAAUUGGUCUUUGCGAAUUAUUUGCAUAUUGUGUUACAGAUCACUUCAUUCCAAAAAUAAAGAGAAAAAUUACAACAAUUAUUGGAGUUGGUAUAGUCACUGUCUUGUCCUUCUCCUUCAUAUUUUUAACCAUACCUGACUCCUGUUCUGGAAGCACAUUCUGUUACUAAAAAGUUAUUCAAAUUAUACUUGCUGGGUCUAUGAGAUUUGUCAUUUGUUUCGUUUGGACAGUCGUUUAUAUUUGGAUUGCUGAGCUGUUCCCUACAACUGUAAGAAAUCUUGCUUUAGGAUUUAGUUCUGCAUUAGGUACAGUUGGAAGUACUGCAGCUCCUUUCAUGAAAACACUUUGCUAAAAUCUUUCCAUAUCACCUAUGAUUCCUUUAGGAAUUAUUGGUAUUGCAGGUGUAGCUUGCUCAUUCCCCCUUUCAGAAACAAGAGGUUAAAAGCUUUAGGACUAAAUUGAGGAACUAAGAGAUCCUGAAUUUGAAGAACACAUAUCUAUUUAAAGAGAAGUUGAAGUUUAAGAUGAAGAAUUUGACGACAAUAAAAAUAAAUGA